Molecule: messenger RNA, 2312 nt
Organism: Mirounga angustirostris (Northern elephant seal)
Lineage: Eukaryota; Metazoa; Chordata; Mammalia; Carnivora; Phocidae
Gene: GLT1D1
Product: glycosyltransferase 1 domain containing 1
Exons: 13
Coding region: 779-1783 (334 amino acids)
Molecular function (GO): glycosyltransferase activity
Source: RefSeq, a predicted model, not a curated record
CGCGCCCCUAUUGGCUGCCGCCGCCGCCGCCGCCCUGCUCGCGAGACCUGCCCGCCACGCCUCGGCCCGCCCGCCCGGCGCCCCCAUUGGCCGCAGCCGCGGGACUUCCGGUUCUGGCCGGAAGCCCGGCCGGGGGUGCGCCCCGCUGCCGCCGCGAGCGGCGCGCUGGGGGCUCGGCGUUCCCAGCCGCACUGUUUACGCGCAAUGGCGCCUGGCGCUCCCAAGCGUCAAGCCCCCGCCGCGGAAACGUAGGCCCCUGUUGGCCCCGGACUCUGCCCGCUCUCCAGGCUGAUCUGCUCCUCGGCGCCCCGGGACGCCGUCUGUCUGCAGGCGCACGGCUGACUCCGGGGGCUGAUGGUUCUGGGCUGUGCGCCGCCCUGUGCGCGGUGGACGGCGAGCGGCACCCCUGGCCUCCGCCGGGCGCCGGGCGCCGGUUCCACGCCCGCUCGCCGGGCUGGCAGCCACGCUGUCGGCAGGCAUUCCCGGUGGUCCCCGCGAAGGGCCGCUGCCCCGGCAGCCAGGCCCACAGCCUGUGUCCUUGUCACACGGAUGGCUUCCCGCCUCCCUUCGGCGCUCAGGCGUCCACUCCCCGGAAGCGCUUCGCGACCGUCCCGUCCAAAAGCUCCUGCAACAGUGACCGGCGCGUGCGGGAGUGGAACAGUGUCCGUAAGAACUGGCCCAGCGCGGCUUCCGACGUGGGACCCACGGCUGAAUGAGGGGACUAGCGCGGGACCCGUGCUUCUAACUUCCUCUGUCUUCACGGCCCGCUGAGAGAAGCAUGGAGCCGUUACCUGGGCGGUGGGCUUGCAGGGACCAUCUAGAAGCUGCCGGCCAUGUAUGUCUUCUGAAAGAUGCCGUUGACCUGGAAAGCUCAUCUGAAAUCGCCCACCUCAUCAGGGCUGAGAACCUGGAGGCAGCAUUGGCUCUUCAUCUGUACAGAGGAGGCCGGCUCGUGCAAGGUCAUGGAAUCCCCUUUGGAAUCAUCUUUGGUGGAACCGAUUUGAAUGAAGAUGUUAACCAGAGAGAAAAAAAUGAAGUGAUGGGAAAGGUCCUCGAAGAAGCCAGAUUUGCUGUCGCUUUCACAGAGUCGAUGAAGGAAGCGGCGCAGACACAGUGGCCGCAUGCCAGGGGUAAGAUCUACGUCCAGAGUCAAGGAGUCGUGACAGUACCAAACGCUGCCUUUAACUGGAACACCUUCCUUCACUGUUCAGGGAUUAACCAAAAUGCUGAUAAUUUACACAUCUUUCUCCUGGUGUGUGGACUUAGACAAGUUAAGGACCCUCUUUACUUGGUGGACGCAUUCUCAGAAUGGCAUCAAGAAGAGCCUAAUGUUUACAUGGUGAUCGUGGGUCCUGAAGUCGACCCAGUGUUUACAAGGGAAGUAAAAGCCAAAGUAAAGAGGACGGCUGGGGUGCGGCUGCUGGGAGAGAUGCCCCAGGAAGACCUACACGCAGCGCUCAAGAACUGCUUCGCGGUGGUGAACAGCUCCGUGUCUGAGGGCAUGUCCGCUGCGAUUCUGGAGGCGAUGGAUCUGGAAGUCCCCGUGCUGGCCAGGAACAUCCCCGGGAACGCGGCGGUGGUGAAGCAUGAGGUCACAGGGCUAUUGUUUUCAGACCCACAGGAGUUUGUUCAAUUAGCAAAGAGACUGGUUCGUGAUCCUGCGCUGGAAAAAGAAAUUGUGGCCAACGGAAGGGAGUACGUGAGAAGGUAUCACUCAUGGCAGGCGGAAAGAGACACCUAUCAGAGCCUCGUCCAGACCCUCGAGGGAAGCAUCGAGGAGUGAGGGCGCUCGCCGGGUGUCACGUGCCCACCCGGGGCCACCGCGGACGCACGGCCCUGGGUGAACACCAGAGACAGAGUUCUGGGCCAGUGGGGCCGGUCCGGUCCAAAUCACGCCAGUUUCAAUGGAAUCAUCGAUAAACAACGUCAGUUAUAAGGCAGAACCUCAUCCAAAACCUGUCAGGGCUUCCAGAGAACAUCCCAGACGUGUCUACCAGAUCAGCUCCUGGGGGCUCCUGGGGGCUCCUAGGGGCCAGGCAGGGGGAGGCGGGGAGAGAGCGGUGUUAGCCGCUACGGGACUUAGGGGCAAGCCGCGCAGCACAGACACGUCCCACCUGCCUUCUGAUGACCUGUAACUCAUUGUUCAAAACCAGCAACUAAAGUCCAACGUGUCCACCGAAAGGAGUCCACAGAAUAAAGUGUGUCGCCGUCAGCCCACGGACUCAGCCGCUGUGUGUUCAUGUUGUGAGCAGCAUCCAAGAGAAACCCCCCCACCCCAGUCCCAGCCCUGAACACACAGGUACUGAUGCCCG